Folsomia candida is the source of this 2162-nucleotide messenger RNA. RefSeq lists its product as uncharacterized. Bases 1456 to 1971 code for a protein of 171 amino acids. The record is from RefSeq and is a predicted model, not a curated record. NCBI's taxonomy places the organism in Eukaryota, Metazoa, Arthropoda, Collembola, Entomobryomorpha, Isotomidae. The transcript is spliced from 2 exons.
GUUAAUACAAGUCUUCUACUCUAUGACCACGUGAUAAAAAAUAGACGCGUAUAACAUUCGCCCAACGCGACGAUGCAGCAAUGCAUAAGCAUACUCCAGUUGGAUACUUGCAUAAAUACCUAAGUAAUUUGAUUAGAGUUUGCUCAACACUGUGAUUUUGCCGACUGCAAAAAUUCCUUAUGUAUCAUUUCAUUAGUUCCUUUUAAGCUGCGGCUCACUGCGAAAUAAUAUUUAAGUAAUACGCUUCAAUAUUCAGAUCUAAUCAUAGAUGCAUAUAACCAUUUUUCUGUGGAUAUGUGCAUACCUAUGUACUUUAACGUACUGAGGAAGUACACACACCAAGGUUUGCUGGAUCAACGAGAAAAUUUAUGUAGAUAUGCACGUAUGUACAUAGUCUUGAUAUAGGAAGAAAUAUACACGUUUGUUUUUCCGUGAGGAAAUGUUAUGCAGAAUUUGCAAGCACAUGAACUAUUUUUCAUUCCGAGUUUGAGGCAAUCAUUUGAUUGAGUCGGUUUGGGCGAAUUUGUAAUCCGCUGAUUCAGUAUACGUCUGUAUUGCCAGAAGUUGCAUUAUACUGGAAAAAGAUCAGCGUUCAUGUAUCUCUGCUGGUAUUGAGCAUAUUAAAAUCUGUUGUGGCAUACAUGUGUAAAUUCGCAUAUGUAGGCAUUAUAAAGUUACAAGUUGUAACGACCUCGUUUUUUCAGCAAGAGGACAACGUAUUCGUAUUCUACAUCCACGCAUAAACUGGCGACGACGACGACGACGACUGUGAAUAAGUGAGUAGUGAAUAACUCUUAAUAAUAAUAAUAAUAAUAAGAUAAAAUAUAAAGCAAUAUAGCAGAAUCUGCUUACAUACAGCAGCAAGUCCUUUGUGUUCGCAUAAAUUCGAAAUUUGCAUUAAGAUGGCCUCGAAAACAUCCGAGGAGACGAGCGUAUGUACGUACGUACAUUUAUCGUGCAUAGUUUGCAUAAGCACAGAAUAAUAAUAAUAAACAUUCUCCUAUCCUUCCUAUCAACUGGCUACAAGAUCUCCGAACCAAAUUAAAUAUUAGCAAGUCCUCUCCGUACAUGUGCAUGUGUACAAAGAUGAGAUAAAAAAGAAAGAUGUUUGAACAGUGGAUGAUCCAACACGAGUUUCAUAGUCUCAUCAUCAAAUAAAUAAGUUCUAUAUAGCAGCCUAGUAAACUGACCACUUGUUAAUGUCAGGCAGUAUGCAUGCAUAAAUCAAUCACACAACUACGAUUAUGACCAACUCAACAUUAAGUCACAAACCAUUAAUAGCAACAGUGCAUCGCUUUGGGUUGUCGUGAAAAGCUAAAUUCACAGCUAAAUCUUGGAAAAACGAAACGAAUCUAUUCAUAAAAGUGUGAACUCUAACAAUAAGAAGCAGAUCAGGAGUACUGUUGUGACCUUAUCUUGUACAUAGCACUCGUAAAUACAGCAAGACGAGUGAAUAUGGAGACUGAACAUUUGUUGUGGGUGGGUGUGUCCUUCGCCAUCAGUCUGUUUCUGGUCUGGAUGGUGUGGAACUUUUUCUGUGGGGGAGGGAAGAAAGGAGACGGGUCUUCGGGGGACGGCAGUGAUCGAGACGAUGAUUCUGAUAGCUUCAGCAGCACGCAUGUCAUCACGGGUGGUCACCCAGGAAAGGGAGGCAAGAGGAAACGGCGCUUCAAACGUGCCACGAUGAACGACCACUCGUCAACCAAUGAGAACACGACGACGGACGACGAAUCCGCAAGGGGCGAGUAUGGUGAGGACCGGGGAAAGCGACCUCGUCGAAAAAGCCGUCGAGAACGGAGAUCGAGUACGUACCAGUACAAGGAGAACAACUACGGCCUCCACGACCCCUUCAGUGAGUGGGCCCCGAAGGCGGACAAUUUCAGGGAUCCAACCAUUCCCAUCGUUCACAAUUAUCCAAAGUCUCCUUCUGCACCGAGAAAGCUAUCUCAUGUACAAGUCAAUCUGUCGUAGCGAUGACUUUUUGAUGCGUAACUAGUGAUCCGUUUUUUAAUUUAUUUUUCACACAAUUUGUAAUUUUAUUGUUCUAUAAGAUUUGGUAUAUUUACUGUGUUGUACAGUACAUAAGUGAACCAUUGUGCCACACACUAAUCAAGACUAUCUAUUAAGUAAUUAUCUACUAAUAAAUAUUCAGAUCUGACAAU